AUGGUCAGUAUUGAAGAAAACGCCCACGACCCCUAUGCAGACGGUUUGGCAUUCACCGACCUCAGUCAGGUCUCCUCCACCUUGUCCUCCUUCUCUCCUCCACAUCCACCACCACCCAGCCCUCCGCGCGUCCAAACGCAAAACUCGAAGCCACUUUUGGCCCGUGGCCGCCGUCGGACGGAUGUGCCAACGUCAAACGUCUCAGCACCACCCGUUCCACCCGGCCUUAAUCCAGCCUUUUCCCUACACAUGCCGCUCUCCUUGUCAGGCAAGCUAAAGUCGAUUGGGGUAUCCGUCUCUGGUAGUCUUGAUGGCGUGGACCUUCAGUCGUCGGAGAACUGCAACAAUGAAAGCAAGCAAAAUAGCGCCAUUGAUGAAAGACCGGAAGAAGAAGAAGAAGGAGAAGAAGAAGAAAUUUUCGCUCGUCUGGCUGGACUCCGGCGGCGCAAUGACCUUCAGCCGUUGCAUUUGCUCACCAACUAUCCAGUCGAAACUCAGGUCUGUAAUGCCGUCGUGGGUUUGUCGAUGACAUUAGCGUUUCUAGACGUGAAUCAAUCCCAGAACUAUCGUCUGCUGUUCUUGGUGAGGGGAAGUGUAUGUGCAAAUGUUUUUCAAGCUGUAAAAGUGUCAUUUGAGAGCCAUACACUCUAG
Mesocestoides corti is the source of this 651-nucleotide messenger RNA. NCBI's taxonomy places the organism in Eukaryota, Metazoa, Platyhelminthes, Cestoda, Cyclophyllidea, Mesocestoididae. The record is from the annotation of a GenBank genome assembly.